Messenger RNA from Danio aesculapii, 994 nucleotides. RefSeq names its product CD276 antigen homolog. Gene Ontology annotation, cellular component: external side of plasma membrane. Lineage: Eukaryota; Metazoa; Chordata; Actinopteri; Cypriniformes; Danionidae. Gene Ontology annotation, biological process: cell surface receptor signaling pathway; negative regulation of T cell proliferation; T cell costimulation. The record is from RefSeq and is a predicted model, not a curated record. The coding region runs from base 158 to 994 and encodes 278 amino acids. The transcript is spliced from 7 exons.
CUCUCUCUCUCUCUCUCUCUCAACUCUCGCUCACAGUUUCACUUUAAGGAACUGUUCAGUCGAGGGUGUUUCAUUUCAUCUGGAGCUCAUUUGAGGACAAACAACUUUCAACGUAUGUUCCUCUUUCAAACAUCAAACACAGACAGAUGAAGAGAGGAUGGAGAACACAGCCUGCUUUCUCUUGGCCUUGGUCGUGACUUUGGUUCCUGUGUCCGCUACACAAGGUGACAACAAUAAACAGAAAAACAUCUCGGCUGUUUUGGGUCGCAGUGUUACGUUCAGAUGUACUUGGAACCUCAGUAUUCCUGUUUACAGAUUGUACAUCCAGAAAUUUGGACUUCAGCCUCUGUUCAUCAAUGGUUUUGAUACUGACAAGGAGCUGGAAGUGUCUUCUGAGUACCGGGACAGAACAGAAGUGAACAAAGCUGAGCUCAGCAUGGAGAUGAGAAACAUCAAACUUUCUGAUGAAGGACUGUAUGAAUGUGUUGUUUUUGUCUCAACAAGCAGUCGUGAUAUAUCCAAGAUCUAUCUCAAAAUCACAGCCGAAUUCACCACUCCUGAAUUGAAGUCCGAAUGCAGCGAGAGUGACGGUGCUAAAAAGGGCCGGAGCUGUCAGCUGAGCUGCUCAUCAGAGGGCGGGUACCCCGUGAGUGACGUUAUGUGGUCGGGGCUUAACCAGAGCAGGAUUAGAGUCCUCCAAAACGAGACUGCAGAAAAUUCGACGUCCAAAACAUGGAGUGUCAAACAGACCAUCAACUACACCUGCGAGCAUCCCAUCAAUGUCAGCUGUGACAUAGGAGGCUCUGAUUCCCUCACCAUCACUAUAUGUGAAGCUGAAUCUUUUCCUCUGAAGGUGAUUGUGGCCAUUGUGUUUGUGCUUGUGUUUGUCACGCUUUUAAUUAUUGUCUGCAUAAUGCUCUUCUGUAGAAGACGAACGCCACAACCAUAUCGCGCAGAUCCUCUGGUGGACGGUGCUCAUAUUCCCUUAGAGUAA